This is a messenger RNA of Darwinula stevensoni, 3598 nucleotides long. NCBI's taxonomy places the organism in Eukaryota, Metazoa, Arthropoda, Ostracoda, Podocopida, Darwinulidae. The record is from the annotation of a GenBank genome assembly.
AUGAUCUCGGUUGACAGGUUGGUGAUCCUACACGAAGAGGCCGAAGAUGGGAACGCCAUGCCCGAUCUCUCUCGACCCGUCCAGGCGGUCAGCAAUGCCGUGGCCAAUCUCAUCAAGGUGGGUCGGGAUACGAUCAACAGCAGCGACGAUCCCAUCCUGAGGCAGGACAUGCCAGGGUCCCUUCACAGGGUGGAAGGGGCUUCUCGCCUCCUCGAAGAUGCCUGUGCCAUGCUCAAGGCUGAUCCGUAUUCUCAGCCUGCCAGAUACGUAAGGGAUCUAUUCGUACCGCAUCAUCAGACGUCUUUCUCCCUGCCGAUUUUUGGCAAUAGGAAGAAGCUGAUCGAUGGGGCAAGAGGAAUCCUCCAGGGAACAUCUGCACUCCUCCUCUGCUUUGACGAAUCCGAGGUUCGCAAGAUCAUCCGGGAGUGCAAGAAGGUCCUCGACUACCUCGCCGUGGCGGAAGUCAUCGAGACCAUGGAGGAUUUGGUCCAGUUUGUCAAGGAUCUUAGUCCCUGUCUCACCAAGGUGUCAAGGGAAGUGGAUUCCCGUCAGAAGGAGCUAACCCAUCAAGUUCAUCGGGACAUCUUGAUCCGUUGCCUGGAUCAAGUCAAAACUCUUGCGCCCAUCCUCAUCUGCUCCAUGAAAAUAUUCAUUCAGAUCAUAGCUCAGGGUGGAAAAGGAGCAGAAGAGGCAGCAGAGAAUCGAAACUACCUGGCGGGACGGAUGACCGACGAGAUCACGGAGAUCAUCCGCGUCCUCCAGCUGACGACUUACGACGAAGACGAGUGGGAGGCCGACAACCUGAUGGCCAUGAAGAGGUCCCAGAAUAUAAUCGAGAACAAACUGCAGACUGCUCAUGACUGGCUCCAGGAUCCAUUGGCUCUGAGAGGUGGCGUCGGAGAGAAGUCCCUGCGCCAGAUCCUGACUCACGCUGCACGCGUGGCCGAUCGGAGCCUCCCUCCGGAUCGAGAUGCCAUUCAUAAGAUGUGCGGAGAUAUAUCUUCCAUGACAGAUGCGCUCUGUGAACUACGACAGACUGGUCAGGGCAGGAGUCCUCAGGCCCAGAGCUUGGCAGACAGCAUUGGACAGAAGCUGAAAGAAUUGGAUGCCCUUAUUGCAAGAGCAAUUGUCAAUGUGGAGAAAUCUGGCAUGACCCAACCAGCACACACAGUGGCUGGGAGACUGGAGCAGGCCAAGCGCUGGCUUGCAAAUCCCACCGUCGAUGAUGGAGGCCUUGGCCUGCGCGCGGUCAACCUCAUCGUGCAGGAAGGACGAAAGGUGGCCGAAGGACUCUCCGGUCAAGAACGAAACGAAAUCCUUUCCCUCUGCAACGAAGUGGAUUCCCUGGCCCGCGAGCUGAACGACCUCGUCCGCCGUGGACUCGGGAACUCUCCGCAGGCUCAGCAGAUUGCUCGCCAGCUGGGAUACAAGCUUCAUCAACUGAAGAACAGCAUACAAGGUGCACUCGUGGACAGAGUGGUGGAGGACUUCGUCGAUAUCACCACGCCUCUCAAGCAGUUCACUGAAGCUGUCAUGGCUCCUGAAGGCACUCCAGGAAGGGAAGCAAAUUUUGCAGAGAAAGCCAACAAUUUGCAAGCAUUUAGCGAUCGGUGUGCCAAGACAGCCCGGUUGGUUGCAUCUGGUUCUGGUGGAAAUAAGAAACUUGCUGAGGCACUCCUGGCCUCUGCUUCUCAGGUGGAGAGCCUGACUCCCCAGCUGGUGAAUGCUGGAAGGAUCCGAAUGGCUUAUCCAGAGAACAAAGCAGCUGAUGAACACUUUGAAAACCUAAGGCAGCAAUAUGAUGCUUCUCUUCACAAGAUGAGGGCUCUAGCAGAUGAGGCCACUGACUCGGCCAAGUUCAUCAAGGCAUCAGAGGAUGCAAUGAGGUGGCAUACAGAGCAAUGCGAAACUGCCAUGGGAAGACGGGAGCCACAGAAGAUGGUCGAUCACACGACUGCCGAAGCUCGCCUUGCCAAUCGGGUCUACAUGGUGGCCAAACAAGAAGCUGACAACUCGGAGGAUCCUGUCUACAAUGCUAGAGUGAAUCGAGCUGCUGAGGGUGUCCAAGCAGCUGUAUCGCCAAUGGUGAGGGAUGCCAAGACGGUGACCAUGAACAUCUCUGAUCCCAAGGCACAAUCACACUGGAGGGACUCCAAUAAUGCUCUCCUCGAUUCGGUUGCAAACGUCCGAGAGGCGGUGGGUGUGAGAUCCGACGACGACUUCUUCCCGCCUCCUCCCGACAUGUCAUCCCUCUCUCUCAAUGCCAAUGCAUUGCAUCCCAUUUCCCAGCCCACUCUCCCUUAUCCCGGUCCCCCACUUUUGCAAAACCCCGAAGCCGAACUGGAUGACAUCUUACGCUCCAUGGGAACCUCUUCCCAUGGCUCUCUUCUCCAUAAAGACACUGCCCCACCGAGACCCCCUCUACCCGGAGGGGACAUACCCCCACCGAGGCCGCCUCCGCCUGAGACCGAUGAUGAAGAUGAAUCACCAUUCACCAGACCACCGCUCCCCAAUCAGCCUAUCAUGAUGGCUGCUCAUGGCCUUCAUCAAGAAGUGAAGCAAUGGUCAUCGAGGGACAACGAGAUCAUCGCUGCAGCUAAGCGCAUGGCAGCACUCAUGGCCAAGCUCUCGCAGCUGGUGCGAGGAGAAGGCGGAACUAAGAGGGACCUCAUUGCGUGUGCCAAAGCCAUUGCAGAUGCAUCUCAGGAAGUCACUCGCCUGGCAAAGGAACUCGCCAAGGAGUGCACCGACAAGCGCAUGAGAACUGUGAGAUUCUGUUUUUUCCGUUUGUUGGUGUGCUUCUCAGCCUUUCUUGCUCAUCUCGGUCUUCUCGUGCAGAACCUGCUGCAAGUGUGCGAGAGGAUCCCGACGAUCGGGACGCAGCUGAAGAUCUUGUCGACGGUGAAGGCCACCAUGCUGGGAGCUCAGGGUGAGUUGCUCUGUCUACAUGCGGUUUCUUUCAUCUCUGCUUUGUCUUUGUGGGUGCUGGGAUUUCACGGGGGAAUUCAGUUCAGCCGGGAUCUCCUCCUCUCGGAGUCGUAUGGCAAAUUCAAGUCGACUCGAAAGGAGGACAUCCCAGAAAGGGGUCGGCAUGGCUGCGCUUUUUCCGCGUCCCUUCCGCUGUGUCUGCGGGUGGAGGUUCGGGGAGGGGGAGAUCAGAUGAUAGACGUGUUGUACCGUGUGUGUGUGAUGUUGUCCAUGGAAAGGGAAGAACGUGUUUGUCAUGCAUUCUCUGCCUCUGUGUUCUCUGCCCCAACAGAGUCCUUCCCUCGGCGAGACGACGGCGAAAUUACAGGCGGCACGGAGGAAGACCAAGAGGCGACGGACAUGCUGGUCGGCAACGCGCAGAACCUGAUGCAGAGCGUGAAGGAGACGGUUCGAGCGGCGGAGGCCGCGUCCAUCAAGAUGCGGACGGACGCCGGGAUCCGGCUCCGAUGGGUGCGCAGGCAGCCCUGGUACCAGUACUAACCAGUACCGGUACAGAAGGAAGCGAGCGUCUCGCUCGUACCCGACUCUCACUAAUCAAACUCCGUCGGAUUCUCUCUUCUGCCUCCGAACUCAGGACCCGUCGUCGAUCCGUCGUGCAAUCGUGGGAAUC